Molecule: messenger RNA, 877 nt
Organism: Trichomonas vaginalis G3
Lineage: Eukaryota; Parabasalia; Trichomonadida; Trichomonadidae
Product: keratin-associated protein family
Exons: 1
Source: RefSeq, a predicted model, not a curated record
AUGAAGAAAAUAAAUGAUAAUAAGAGUUCUGGAGGAAGAGUUGAAUUAGAGGUGAAUGAUGUUAAUGAGAAAUUAGAUAAUAAAGCAGAUAAAAACCAUGUUCAUUAUAUAAGUUCAGAUGAACAGAUUAUAACGGACUACCAUGGAUAUUUAACACAAGAUGAAGAAGUGAAGACGAAAGAUGUUAAUGAAAGAAGAUAUAAAUUCAUUCGUGCUAAAGGUUAUGACAUACACUGUACUGUACAGUAUGACACAGGUAAAGCACCAGAAGCAUUUGGUUAUAACGAUGAAAUUUAUGCUUCAUACUUCUUUGUUAACGGUGUAUUAGUUGAACCAAGAUUUACAUUGAGAGUUAAGGCAAAAAUAACUUUUGAAGAUGCUAUUAAAAGUAAAGCUGACAAAGAUGAACUUGACGCAACGAACAAAGUUUUGAAAUCUCAUAAACACAAUAUCUCCGAUAUAAAUGAACUUCAAACUUCUUUAGACAGUAAAGCAGACAAAAACCAUACACAUGAAUCCUUCACUACUGUUAGAGCAGACGACAUAAUAUUGAACUUUGACCUUGGUUCAAGUGCACCUUUAGAGAAUCCAAGUACAAGCGUAAAAGAUACACUAAACAAUUUAGAUAACAGUUGCAGGAAUAUCGAAGGUCAUGCCAGAAACUUUGAAGCAUAUGAACUACCAGCAAUGUUAGAUAAGAAAGCAGACAAAACAGAGCUUCAAACAUUAAAGACUGAAAUACUUCAAACAUUAUAUCCUAUAGGCUCUAUUUAUACGUCAAUGAACUCAACAAAUCCAGCAAGUGUUUUAGGUUUUGGUACGUGGAAGCAGAUUGUAGAUAAAUUCUUAUACUGUGCUAGAUAUUCAAAGCAAACAG